ACAAAUUCAAUUUCGCGGGCUCAGUAUCUGAGAGCUUUUGAGUUUCCGAGCUUCAUUCGGGACGAAUGGAGGAAGUGGACGAAACGGAAGCGGUGCCUCAGAUAUACAUGGCUUGUAUCAAACAUGGUCAGAGAGUGGGAGUUUCAUACUAUGAUUCUAGCAUCCGCCAGCUUCACGUGCUGGAAGUUUGGGAGGAUGGCAGCAUGGAAUAUCCUCUCAUCGAUCUAGUGAAAUAUCAAGCUAAGCCCCUAAUGAUAUAUACUAGCACCAAAAGUGAAGAGUCUUUCUUAGCUGCUUUGCAACGGAGUGACGGGAUGUCUGAGGCCCCUACAGUGAAGCUUGUGAAGAGUUCAAUUUUCAGCUAUGAACAAGCGUGGCACAGACUGGUAUACCUACGAGUAACAGGAAUGGAUGAUGGAUUAAACAUCAAGGAGAGAAUUUGUUUUUUGAGUUCUAUGAUGGACGUGGGAAGUGACGUUCAAAUUCGUGCUAGUGGGGGUCUUCUUGCCAUACUGGAAAAUGAAAGAAUCGUGGACACGCUUGAACAAAAGGACCUUGGAACUUCAUCAAUAACGAUUGGUUCUGUCAUAGAAAUUUCACUAAACAACUUUCUAAAACUCGAUGCAACAGCUUUGGAAGCAUUGCAAAUAUUUCAAACUGACAAACAUCCCAGCCAUAUGGGCAUUGGAAGGGCAAAAGAAGGGUUCUCCGUAUUUGGCAUGAUGAAUAAGUGUGUGACACCUAUGGGUAGACGCCUCUUGAGAAACUGGUUCCUGAGGCCAUUACUGGAUCUUGAAAAUUUGAAUAAGCGACUUAAUGCUAUAUCAUUCUUUAUUUCUUCCGAUGAAUUGAUGCAUUCGUUACGAGAAACUCUAAAGAUUGUUAAGGACAUUCCCCAUAUACUCAAGAAAUUCAAUUCCCCAAGCUCAACAUAUUCUUCUGGUGAUUGGACCGCAUUCUUGAAGAGUAUUUGCUCUCUUCUGCACGUGAAUAAGAUAUUUGAAGUUGGCAUGUCAGAGAAUCUUAGAGAAAACAUGAAGUACUUGAAUUUGGACAUUGUUGAGAAGGCCAAUACAUGCAUUACAACAGAGUUGGCUUAUGUUUACGAACUGGUUAUUGGCGUCUUGGAUGUUAGUAGAAGCAAAGAGAAGUCAUAUGAGACGAUUGUGAAGGAGGGUUUUUGUGAAGAGUUGGAUGAACUGAGGGAAAUCUACGAGGAACUGCCUGAAUUUUUGGAGGAGGUUUCAUCAAUGGAACUUGCUCAAUUCCCUCAGUUGUGUACAGACAAGAUUGCCCCCUGUAUAGUCUAUAUACAUCAAAUAGGGUAUUUAUUAUGCAUAUUUGAAGAGAAACUUGACGAAAGCACAUUAGAGAUCCUACGAGACUUUGAAUUUGCUUUCUCUGAUGUGGAUGGAGAUAUAAAGAGAUUCUUUUACCAUAGUCCAAAAACACGAGAAUUGGAUAAUCUGCUUGGAGACAUUUAUCACAAAAUCUUAGAAGAUAUGGAGAGGGCAAUUAUUAGAGACUUGGUGUCACAUAUACUUGUUUUCUCUGCGCAUCUGCUUAAGGCUGUAGAUUUUGCGGCUGAACUGGAUUGCUUUUUAUCUCUAGCACUGAUUGCACGUCAGAACAACUAUGUAAGGCCAGAUUUAACUGCAGAUAGCAUGCUUGAUAUUAAGAAUGGAAGGCAUGUUUUGCAGGAAAUGGCAGUAGAUACAUUUAUUCCAAAUGACACGAAGAUUUUUUAUGAUGGAAGAGUUAAUAUCAUUACUGGCCCAAAUUAUUCUGGUAAAAGUAUCUACAUAAAACAGGUUGCUCUUAUUGUAUUCCUGUCUCAUAUAGGAAGCUUUGUUCCGGCAGAUGCUGCAACUGUGGGUUUGACUGAUAGAAUAUUCUGUGCUAUGGGCAGCAAGCAUAUGACUGCAGAACAAUCAACUUUUAUGAUUGACUUGCUUCAAGUGGGGAUGAUGCUGAGGCAGGCAACGUGUCAAUCUUUGUGCUUGAUAGAUGAAUUUGGUAAAGGUACCCUUACAGAAGAUGGCAUUGGUCUUCUUGGUGGAACGAUCACCCACUUUGCAAGUUCUAAUGACUCUCCAAAGGUGCUGGUGUGCACUCAUCUAACUGAGCUAAUUAAUGAGAGUCUACUGCCAAUGUGCGAAAGGAUCAAGUUCUACAACAUGAGUGUGAUACGAGCUGACAAUGAUUGCACUGAAAAUGAAGAUAUUGUAUUUCUUUAUCGUUUGAUCCCAGGACAUGCACUUCCUAGUUAUGGUCUGCAUUGUGCAUUGCUUGCUGGCGUUCCUGAUGAGGUUAUUAAGAGAGCAGCCUUUGUUUUGGAUGCUAUGGAGAAUAAUAAGCAUGUUGAGCGGCUGCACAAUGAGAAUUUAUCCGUUCAAGAUAAGCUAUACCAGGAUGCGGUCGACAAGUUGCUAAGACUUGAUGUUAACAAGUGUGAUCUUAGCCGUUUCUUUCAGGACAUAUUUCUUUCUUAAUCGGACAUCUUAAGUUCCCAAUUGUAGCAUUUUCAGAGAAACUUUGUUGUAUGGCUGGCAGAAGAUUCCGUCCCCGUAGUGAAGGUAAUACAGAUUGACAAGGGGCAUGUUUGUUUCGCUCAAGAUCAUGCAUCUUUAUCAUUCAAAAUAUAUGUAGUUUAGUCCGGCAAUCUCUAUCAUUCAAAACACAUAUAGCCUGUUCAGAAACUUUCAUUCAAAGAAUGAAAGGAAAAAAAAAGUUCAAGAUAUAUACGUUUGAUUUUUUUUUCUUUUUUUCUUUUUACGGAUGACCUUUCACAUGUGCCUUUAUGUUUUUUGAUCCACCCCUCUUUACGUCAUAUUCCACUAUUACAUUUUAUAACAUAUAAUAAUGUUUAUCGUAACCCUAAUGUGAUAAUCGUCUCUAUUACAAUAAAAUAUUUCUGUUGUGCUUUCUCCAUUUUCUUCCAGUUUGUUGCAUUUUUUAUGAAGAAAAAAAAAGAGAUCGUGAUAGAGAUGAUUAUUGCAUUAGGGCUACACAUGGUCAUUCAUAACGCAAUAAGUCGCUAUAGAGAUGACCAUUGUGUUAGUGAUACGAUAAAUUUGGUCAUUUCUAACGUGAUAUGUUAUAAAAUGCGGUAGUGAGUAUGACGUAAGUAAAAUGUUAGACUUUCUACGUUUGUGAAGGGUAGGUUAAAAAAUAUAAAGGCGCUGAUGAGAAAGUCAUCUGGACAAAAAUCUGAUUAUAGUUUUGAUGAAUAAACUAAAUGCUAUAAUAGCAAAACAAGGCAAAAGUUAUGAG
This is a messenger RNA of Benincasa hispida (wax gourd), 3273 nucleotides long. The record is from RefSeq and is a predicted model, not a curated record. NCBI's taxonomy places the organism in Eukaryota, Viridiplantae, Streptophyta, Magnoliopsida, Cucurbitales, Cucurbitaceae.